UGCAUCUCGAUAUUUGUACCGACCCAGCUCUUUCGAUCACAUCUCAUAGGCUUACUCAUGUGUACGACAAGUGCUGAUGGAGACUAAGCCGCCAAUGCCAUCUACCUUGUAGCCAAGCAUGAACUAAUAGAAGCCCUCACCAAACACGAUGGCUUAUAAGAUCGCGUCGCUCCAUCUUUGUUUUGCACCACGUUGAUAACAGACAGCUACAAUGAUGAACAAAACCCCUGAUGGACAAGGUGAGGGCCUGUAUGGUAUCGACAAUGCUUCCAACUCUCUCCCAGCACUGUGCGCUUGUGCACGAGGCUUUCUCUCCGAGACCUACGACUUCAUAAUCAUCGGUGGUGGCACGGCUGGCCUGACUAUCGCUGCCCGCUUGACUGAAGACCCCGACAUCGUGGUUGGUGUGCUCGAAGCUGGAAAAUCGAGGCUGGAUGACCCUCUCGUGGACACUCCCGCUACCUUCCCACAGCUUUUGGGCAACCCUGACUAUGACUAUGGAUACAAAUCUGUUCCGCAGGAAGGCAAUCGCGGAAUUAUUCAUCAUCUGUGCAGAGGAAAAGCUCUUGGUGGGUCGAGUGCUAUCAAUUACAUGCUCUACGUUCGAGGCUCGGACGCGGACUAUGACGACUGGGCGACUCUCGUAGGUGACUCGUCAUGGUCUUCCAAAGCAUUAAAGCCAUAUAUGCGCAAACAUCAGACACUCGAUCAGCUGGACGAGUCCAUAUCUGACAAUACUAACUAUCCUCAUAUCGGGAAAAAUCAUGGUACCCGAGGACCAGUCCAUACGUCUUUCAACGACAGCUCAUUUCCGAUCAAUGACCUUGCUAUAAAAGCCAUGGACGAAGUCGCCGGUCUCUCGAAGAAGCCUACAGAUCCUUGGAGUGGAGAUCAUAUCGGCUUCUUCAACACACUUGGUGCUGUUGCUCGAUCUGGACCUCACAAAGGAAAAAGAAGCUAUGCUGCUCGUGGCUACUUUGAAGCAAACGCUUGUCGACCAAAUUUGAAAGUGCUUUGCGAAGCACAAGUGACCAAGAUUGUUCUUGAAGAUGGAAUUGCCAAGGGUGUAGAGUUUGUCUUUGAUGGCAUGACUGAAACUGUUUAUGCCAAGAAGGAAGUCAUCCUUUGUGGAGGUGUGAUCAACUCGCCACAGAUCCUCGAGCUCUCUGGCAUUGGAGAUCCUGAAAAACUGAAUGCAGCUGGUAUCGAGUGCGCUGUCAAACUUCCUGGCGUCGGUGAGAAUCUUCAGGAUCAUGCUUGCGCUGUCAUUGGUCUUGACCUCAAGCCUGGAAAUAUCACACUGGACAUCCUCGGCGAUCCAGACACAAUGGAAGCAGCGACAAAAGCCCUUGUGGAGUAUCAAAAAGGACCACUGACAGCCAUCGCAAGCACACAAGGUUUCCAGCCUUACAAGUCUCAUGUCUCUGCCAGCGAGCUCGAGAGUACCAUCCAGAGUAUCCGAGAAACCCAGAGCAGUUCACCUGCAUCACCAUUCUAUAAGCGACAAUUGGAACAAGUGAUUACACAUCUCGAGAGCGACAAAUCAGCAAAUCUACAGUACAUCAUGAUUCCAGCAGGAGCAGAUUUCGAAAAUGGAAUCCGCACGCAGAAAUUGUGGCCGCCGCCAGAUAACAAUCACGCACAUCGUGUAACGAUAGCAUCGUGUUUGCAAUAUCCAGUGUCCAGAGGCUCAUGUCACAUAACAAGCUCUGAUCCCAUGGCGCAUCCUCGCAUCGACCCAGCAUACCUCAAACACCCAGCCGACAUCUCAGUCCUAGCAGCCGGUCUCCACUUUAUCGACAAAUUAACCAAAUCCCCCCACCUCGCUCCUCUCAUCCAAGCACGUUCAUACCCAGCCCCCCACCGCAACCUCUCCAGCCUCUCCGAUUGCGAAGAAGCAGUAAAAGACUGGGUCAUGGGAGAAUAUCACCUCAUAGGUACCUGCGCAAUGGGAGAAGUGGUAGACAGUAGAUUAAGAGUCAAAAGUGUCAAGGGACUCCGAGUGGUGGAUGCAAGUGUUUUCCCGGGUCAUGUUAGUGGGAACAUAUGUAGUAGUGUUUAUAUGGUUGCGGAGAAGGGUGGGGAUUUGAUCAAGGAGGAUUGGGGGAUUGAGGUUUGAGGAAGUUGGGGGAUCACGGAGUUGAAGUUUGUGAGAUGGGAUUUUUUCUUCUUUACUUUGGAUGUCAAAAUGGGGUGUAUGACCAAAAGGCAGUCUUUGAGACCAAAUUUUUUCGUGCCGUUACUCAACAACUCAAAAAAUUACGAUAUGCCUGUUUUUGUCAUUGUGAGAUGCACCAAAAUAUCCUCUUGGGCAAUGGCAUAAUGGGAUAGACGUUUCAAAACAGACACAGCUAGCAAGACAUUCUCAUCACAACUCUCAUUACUUACCACCACCACCUUUGGCCACAACCUUUUUCUCACCAUCUCUUCCCCGCCAUCAAGCAAACCUGUCGCUCGCGAUUCC
Messenger RNA from Aureobasidium subglaciale EXF-2481, 2464 nucleotides. RefSeq names its product GMC oxidoreductase. The coding region runs from base 212 to 2119 and encodes 635 amino acids. Lineage: Eukaryota; Fungi; Ascomycota; Dothideomycetes; Dothideales; Saccotheciaceae. The record is from RefSeq and is a predicted model, not a curated record. The transcript is spliced from 4 exons. Gene Ontology annotation, molecular function: flavin adenine dinucleotide binding; oxidoreductase activity, acting on CH-OH group of donors.